UGCAGAGAAAGAACCACAACAAUGCUAUGGCUGUCCGCUUCUGAAGCUUCGAUACAGUGUUUCAAACACCAAUCAGCGGCCCUGACACCUUAUCUCAGCUGGAAGCGAUGAAUCUUUUGUAAGCAUUUCUAGUGCACUUUUGCUGUUGAGUGAGAACAUGGAGUCAUCCAGGAAGAGAGGUCGUUCUGACAUGUGGGCACACUUUAAACUGAUCGCUCCUGAUAAGGUGCAGUGCUCGUUGUGUUUAGGUGAGUUGAAGUAUCAUGGGAAUACUUCAUCCAUGAUUAGGCACUUCUCUACCCUGCAUGGAGCCACGGUUAACCAUGGGAACACAAACCAAGUAGAUCAGAAGCCAGAUGUAGACAAGGCUCUUGUGAAGAUGCUGGUGAAAGACUCGCAACCUUCUUCCAUUGUGGACUCAUUGCCUUUGCAUGACAGUGGGGGUCAACCCAGGAAGAAAGGUCGCUCUGAUAUGUGGGAAUACUUUAAACUGGUCAAGCCUGAUAAGGUCCAGUGUUUGGUGUGUUCAGCUGAGUUGAAAUAUCACGGAAGUACUUCCUCCAUGAUUAGGCAUUAUACUGCGAAGCAUGGAGCUGUGGUUAACCAGGGGAAGGCAAAUAAAGGGGACCGGAAGCGAGAGCUAGAUGAGGCUCUUGUGAACAUGCUAGUGAAGGAUUCGCAGCCUUUUUCCAUUGUUGAUGACUGUGGCUUCAAGGAGUUUGUGGCGUUGCUUGAUCCCACAUAUACUCUUCCAUCCAAACAGACUCUAAAGGACAUGGUGAUACAGAGAUACAAGGGCCAGAUGUCCAAGAUCAAAGCUCACAUAGAAGAUGGAGACUCUGACCUUGACUGCUGAUAUAUGGAUCACCGUCUAUAUGUUUCCUGUCGUUAUGUGGAUGAAACUACCAGGCGUCCCACAAUGCAUUUGGAAGUGGCAUAUUUGCCUGAAGCACUCACUGGUGGUAGGAUCGCUGCUGACACAAGAUCUCUCAUGAAAGAAUGAGAUAUUGAAGGAAAGGUGGCCUUAUUAAUAUGGUUGCCUGAUAGAAGUUUAAAUCUGAGAUGUACACUUAGCUUUGUCCUUUCGUUAGUUUUAGUGGUGAGGAAUUCUCUUGAUGCAUCUGAUCUGGGGGGCUUUGCACAAGAGCACAAAAGCCAGUCACAUUCUUUCAAACCAGCUCAAUGGGAAAAGAUAAGCUCAAAGAAGUGUAGGAGUCGAUAAAUUUUGAGGCGAUAAAGGUAAUUUUAGAGGUGGAAGCAGGCUGGGACCAAACCUUGUUCAUAAAUUCAGAGAGAGGCAGCCGGUGGGGACAACUUUUGUUGAGCUGAAAACAGACUCUGGACAGUAACUGUCCAAAGUGAAGACGGUUUCAUGGCUAAAGAGUUUCCCAAUGACAAAAAUGUAUGUGAUACUUGUAAGAAGCAUUUGGGAAAAAAAUAAAUUACAAUGCAGCUGAACUUUA
This is a messenger RNA of Xiphophorus hellerii (green swordtail), 1463 nucleotides long. RefSeq lists its product as uncharacterized. Bases 158 to 856 code for a protein of 232 amino acids. Gene Ontology annotation, molecular function: DNA binding. NCBI's taxonomy places the organism in Eukaryota, Metazoa, Chordata, Actinopteri, Cyprinodontiformes, Poeciliidae. The record is from RefSeq and is a predicted model, not a curated record. The transcript is spliced from 5 exons.